This is a messenger RNA of Penicillium digitatum Pd1, 141 nucleotides long. The record is from RefSeq and is a predicted model, not a curated record. Lineage: Eukaryota; Fungi; Ascomycota; Eurotiomycetes; Eurotiales; Aspergillaceae.
AUGUCUUCCACUACAGAAUUGAGUAGUUCCCAAUCCUCGAUUUCCGAGCCUCUUUUGAAUGUGCAAUACUCUCUGCGCCUGGUUUUUGCUUACCGCAUCCCGGUAUUGUCAACCAAUUUUGCCAAGACCAAAGCAACCUGA